Messenger RNA from Eruca vesicaria subsp. sativa (arugula), 1050 nucleotides. NCBI's taxonomy places the organism in Eukaryota, Viridiplantae, Streptophyta, Magnoliopsida, Brassicales, Brassicaceae. The record is from the annotation of a GenBank genome assembly.
GUCGGUUUGAUAUUAACGACGGCGAGAACUUUAGGGUUCAUUGCUUUCUUCCUUCCAUGGAGAAUCCUAAGAUCACAAAACAUCCUCACCGAAUCGCCGAACCAAGGAUGAUGAAGAAGAAGAGAAUGAAAGUUGAAUCUCUCACAUCUCUUAACAAUCUCGAUGAUGGUUGCCUCAUGCACAUCCUCAGCUUUCUCUCUCCAAUUCCAGAUAGGUAUAACACAGCACUCGUUUGCCACAGAUGGAGAUAUCUGGCUUGUCACCCUCGCUUGUGGCUACGAGUUGACCCUCUUGUGAAGGAUCUAUCUCUGCCUGGAGUUUUCCACAGCAUUGAGUCAGCUGUAUCUGCUGCAAGACCUGGUGAUACUAUUUUAAUAGGACCUGGUGGGAAUCAUCACGUUUCUAAUAUUCAGAUUAACAAGCCUAUUUGCCUGAUUGGUGGUGGCGAGAUUCCUGAUGAAACCACCCUUGUAUGUUCUAGAGGAUCAGACAGUGCCCUGGAGCUACUAUCAACCUGCAAGCUAGCGAAUCUAACAGUAAAAGCAGAGCUUGGUUGCUGCUUGCUUCACAGAAGUGGAAGGCUAACGAUUGAUGGAUGUGUGCUUCAAUGUGAAACAAACCCUUUGGAUCAUCUCUCAUGCCCAAUCGUGAGCACUGCUGGAGGAGAUGAAGAUAACUUAAGCCCUGUGGAAGUGAAGGAAACUGUUGUUGAAAAGGUUAAGGGAAACAGUGUGACUGUUUUGCAGACAAGGAUAGAAGGAGGUGCAAAGGCUGUUGCAACAAGUGGAGACUUGGUACUGCAGCGUGUUCGAGUCAUGUACUCGAAGGCUUACCUCUAUUUCUGGUUUGAUGUGGAUCAUGAGUGAAAGUGAUCUCUCUGUUGUAUGUUAGAUUAAUUACUUCAACCUUUUUCUUCAACCUGUAACAUUAGUAAUCUGUGGGAUGGUGGUCAUCUAUCAUCUCCAUUUAUACUUUAUUUUAUAUUUCCUUUUAAGACAUUUCAUUAUACUAAUAAUACAAUUUUAUUAAAUAUCAGGUUUUGACUCGUCC